CACAAUACAAAACGUGAUACGAAACGUGACGUCAGGGAGGCAACAUGGCGAAGACCGGCGCAGCAGCGGUGGAUGAAAUAAUGCGAUAUGCCGAAUAUUCCCCUAAAACAAAUAUUAGGAGUGACGCAGAGAUAGACAGACGGUUGGGAGGGACUCUAAUCGCAGUUGGCCUUGGUGUUGCUGCAGCGGGUUUUGCAGGUCGUUAUGCGUUCCAGCUGUGGAAGCCCCUGGGACAGGCUUUCUCUGAAACAGUCAAGAAGAUGCCCUCAGCAGGAUUCUCGUCUUAUUACAAAGGAGGUUUUGAGCAGAAGAUGUCGAGGCGAGAGGCAGGCCUCAUUCUGGGCGUCAGCCCAGCUGCCACAAAGACCAAAGUACGUGAGGCACAUCGGAGGAUCAUGGUCCUAAAUCACCCAGAUAAAGGCGGCUCUCCGUAUCUCGCUGCAAAGAUCAACGAGGCUAAAGACCUGAUGGAAAAGGAGACUCGGCGAUGACGCUCUGGGUCAGACUGUCAGCUCAUUAUUUCUGCUGCAUCAACAUUCACAUCAGCACCACAGCAGGACCUCCUCUGAGUUUCAUAGAAAACAAAGCAGAGGCUAUAAGUAAAGCAGAAGAAAAGACGCUGCUUUUUUACUUAUUGAAAUGAAGUGUUGAAAGGAAAUGAAUGGGUUGGAGAAGAUGUAAUGUUGCCUUCUAGUGGUUGCCGACUAAAAUGUUGCCGUGCUAGCUUAUAUUUUUUGUUCAUAGCAUUUUAAUUUGAAUGUACAUAUAUUGGCAUGUAAAGUGUUUAGUAAAGAUGUACUUAAAAACAU
Messenger RNA from Poecilia latipinna (sailfin molly), 809 nucleotides. It is a transcript of the gene dnajc15, whose product is annotated as DnaJ (Hsp40) homolog, subfamily C, member 15. Lineage: Eukaryota; Metazoa; Chordata; Actinopteri; Cyprinodontiformes; Poeciliidae. The coding region runs from base 45 to 491 and encodes 148 amino acids. Gene Ontology annotation, cellular component: PAM complex, Tim23 associated import motor. Gene Ontology annotation, molecular function: ATPase activator activity. The transcript is spliced from 6 exons. The record is from RefSeq and is a predicted model, not a curated record. Gene Ontology annotation, biological process: protein import into mitochondrial matrix.